Messenger RNA from Etheostoma spectabile (orangethroat darter), 1417 nucleotides. RefSeq names its product NSE4 homolog A, SMC5-SMC6 complex component (gene nsmce4a). Lineage: Eukaryota; Metazoa; Chordata; Actinopteri; Perciformes; Percidae. The record is from RefSeq and is a predicted model, not a curated record. Gene Ontology annotation, biological process: DNA repair. Gene Ontology annotation, cellular component: nucleus; Smc5-Smc6 complex.
UUUCUCCCAGAUGAGAGUAACGCUAAUACAAAACUAACUUCAUCAUCGUCAACAUUUCUCUGCUGCGGAGGCGCGUUGUUGCUACACGGUGACUGACAAACGUUGAGGCUGAACAUGAAGAGGACCAGAGGCGGUGGUGAUGAGGAAGCUCCCCGGCAGAAUGGUUCUGCUGGCCGAAGGAAAGGAAACCAACCGCAGGCGGACGGGGACGACGGAGACUGUGGCAUCGGCCCACCUGACCUGCGAGACGAGGACAAUGACCCGGGACUCAGGAGAGAAAUACGGAGCAAGUACAGGGACCUCAUCAAUUCAGUGACGCAGAAUAGGGAAGAUAUGCUGAGCCCCUCCAACAACAAGCUCACAGAAGUUUUACAAGAGGCAGUCAAACUUUUUAAAGAUGUCCGGCAGCCGAGAGAAGCCGCUCUGGAUGCCCACCUCCUGGUUGUGGCCACAGACCUGGGAAAUGAGAAAGCCAGCCAGCUGUUCACUGAGGGCACUACUUUCGAUCCCACUGCUUUUUCUGAGCAUCUUCUGUCCUUCAUGGGUCUCAACCGACUAGAAGACGAUGAGGACGAGCAGCAGAACGGCAGCGCAGUCGAUGGCUACCUGCCCCAGGAUGCUUGGCACCGAGUGGCCAGGAGAGCAGAGGGCUGUUUCAGGACGGCCCCCUCCUUCCAUUACAUGAUGGGUUCAUUCCACGCAGAGCCGCCGCCUCCAAAGCAAAGGAUAGAACGGCAACGGAAGGCACCUAGCAAGGAAGCCAAAAGGAUCAUGCCCACUCAGCUGAAGAAAAUGGAAGACUCCCACCAAGAGGCGACAGAGAAAGAGGUGGAAAGGAUCCUGGGAUACCUGAAGAGUUAUUACCAGGAUGAUCCGACAUCCCCGAUCUCGUACUACGAGUUUGUCAUCGACCCCAAGUCAUUUUCCCGGACAGUAGAGAACAUUUUCCACAUGUCCUUUCUCAUCAGGGACGGGUUGGCACGGAUGUAUUUGGAUAAUGACAAAUUGCCUUGCAUAGCGCCUGUAGAGGAGGGAGAGGUGGAUGCUGGAGGAUCCUACAGCCGUAAACAGUGCAUCGUCUCUAUCAGCCCUAAGAUAUGGAAGGAGCUCAUUGAUGCCUUCGAUAUCAGAGACACAAUGAUUCAGCCUCCAAACACGCAGAAUGAGUGAUGGACCCGGCUACUUUUUGUUAGCUGAAACCCAACGUUGUUUUUAGGUGUGUUGCUGUUUGCUUGUUUUUUAAACAUUUCUAAUUAAUAAAAACAAAGUGUUAGAAAUUUGCAAAUGCCAAAUUCCAGUAUAUACCACUCUUGUAAACACAUGUCAUAGUGUGAGAUCCUAAUUACUCAGUUGCACAUUUUGUUUUUAUAUUUGCUUUUUACUGUUUUUAGAAGUUAAAAUAAUAAAAGAAAUUGAA